Messenger RNA from Colletotrichum fioriniae, 1098 nucleotides. RefSeq lists its product as uncharacterized. Gene Ontology annotation, molecular function: chromatin insulator sequence binding. NCBI's taxonomy places the organism in Eukaryota, Fungi, Ascomycota, Sordariomycetes, Glomerellales, Glomerellaceae. Gene Ontology annotation, biological process: regulation of transcription by RNA polymerase II. The record is from RefSeq and is a predicted model, not a curated record. Gene Ontology annotation, cellular component: chromosome.
AUGUCUGUCACCAGCGGCACGUCCAGCAGGCCUCUGAUCCGCAAGCCGGCCCCCCAUGAGGCCGUCUUCUGUAGCGUCUGCAGCAGGAGGUUCCCCAGCUUCGAGGAGCUGAUGGGACACAAGCGCAUGGCGAUGCUGACCGAGGGAACCCACAUCCACUGCGCCGUGUGCACCCGCGACUUCAACAGCCAGGACGCCCUGAACAAGCAUCUUCUGGAGGCACACCCGCAGGAGCAGAACCUCACCUGCCCAGGCUGUCAGAAGAAGUUUGUCCGGUUGGCUGGAUGGAUGAGACAUCUCGAGCACAACGAGUGCCCUAGGAUUCGCCGCGCAGACGUCGACCAGAUCCGCGCACAGAAGCUCACCUUCUCCCACGAGCUCGAUAAGCGCAGCGGCUCCCAGUUCGGAGACUACUUCCCCGUGUCCCACCCCAGCGUCCAGUCCGCCUUCGAGGCGCAAUCCAACCUUGAUGCCAUGUCCACCGUGGACGCGCAGUCCGAGUUCGAAGACAAGGCCUACAUGGCUCAUCCGUCCUUCUUCAAGCCCAACGACUUUCCCAACGUGAAGGAGGUCACCGAGAGCCUGGAUAGCAUUCAGCAAUCGGAUAAUGGCAAAGAGAAAGUGGACGACGUGAACAAUCCGUCUCACCGGCUCUUUGACCCCAGAAAGUACUACAAUACCCUCACGCACAAGUACAAGUGUCCUCAGCCGUCCUGCAAGAAGACUUUUCCCAGCAGCGGCGCCCUCAUCACCCACAUGAAGUCGGCGGCCUCGCACUAUAAUGCCAAGCUGCAGUGCCCCGGCUGUCUGCGCUACUUCAGGGAUGCGUCGUCCUUGACCGCCCACUCCGAGUCGGAGUCGACCCGGUGCAGCAUCCGCAAGUCCGAAAACUACCGCGCCUACCUCGACCAGCUCACCGGAGGCAUGGCGGACCUCGGCAACAAGCACGAGGACGGCACUAUUAAGUAUGAGGUCAGCACGGAGGCCGUCGUCAAGUUUGCUCCGUCUCGGAUGGCCAGGACGGCCACGGAGGACUACAUGGCACAACAGGAGGCCGACCGUCAGGAGGAAUGGGCUCGCAACAAUAUCGUCUGGUAG